Molecule: messenger RNA, 1828 nt
Organism: Diospyros lotus (date-plum)
Lineage: Eukaryota; Viridiplantae; Streptophyta; Magnoliopsida; Ericales; Ebenaceae
Product: triacylglycerol lipase 2
Exons: 9
Coding region: 163-1413 (416 amino acids)
Biological process (GO): lipid metabolic process
Molecular function (GO): hydrolase activity, acting on ester bonds
Source: RefSeq, a predicted model, not a curated record
UCAGGCGAAAGCUCUCACUAUUCAGUUAUGCCGACAAACAUCUAAACCGCCAAUCACUCUCUCUGUCUCUGUCUCUGUCAAUCUCUCUCCCUCUCUCUAUAUACAUAACAUUCUCCAUCUUACAGAUGCGACUGGGAUUCGGAUCCAACACUCGAAGCAGAAAUGGCGGAGCAUAGCUUGCUGAGAUUUGCUUCUCUGAGCUUGAGCUUCUUCCUGUUGGUGAUUCAGCCUUAUGAAACAUUCGCUUCGAGCCGCGGGCGAUCCUUAGGCCUGACCGCCAAUAAUUUCAUCUUAGCCCCACCACCGACCGGAAUAUGCUCGGCGGCGGUGUCUGUUCAUGGUUACGAGUGCCAGGAAUACGAAGUGAGAACAGAUGAUGGAUACAUAUUAAGCGUGCAGAGAAUUCCAGGAGGCCGCCGAGGAAGUAAUGGGAAGAAGAAUAAGCAGCCUAUUCUCUUGCAACAUGGCGUCCUUGUGGAUGGAAUGACAUGGCUGCUGAAUUCUCCGGAUGAAUCUCUGGGCUUUAUCUUGGCUGACAGCGGCUUUGAUGUGUGGAUCGCCAAUACUCGAGGCACCCGAUUCAGCCGCAGACAUGCCACCCUUGAUCCUACCAACCCGGAUUUCUGGAAUUGGACAUGGGAUGAUUUGGUGGCAAGCGACCUACCAGCAGUUCUUGAUUUCGUGUUCAAACGAACAGGGCAAAAGAUUCACUAUGUUGGCCACUCCCUGGGAACUUUGAUAGCUCUGGCAUCCUUCUCGGAACGGAAGCAAGUAGACAAGGUGAAAUCAGCAGCAUUGCUGAGCCCGAUUGCUUACUUGAGUCAUAUGACUACUGCACUUGGAGUGGUUGCCGCCAAAGCCUUUGUGGGCGAGAUCACAACCCUAUUUGGCCUUGCAGAAUUCAAUCCAAAAGGACAGCCCGUGACCAACUUUCUCAAGGGCUUGUGUGCUCAGCCGGACGUCCACUGCUAUGACAUACUAACUUCACUUACUGGGAACAAUUGCUGUCUCAAUGCCUCUACAGUGGACCUCUUCGUGAAGAAUGAGCCUCAAUCUACAUCAACUAAGAACAUGGUGCAUUUGGCUCAAACCGUUCGAGAUGGCAUUCUGUCCAAAUACAACUAUGGAACUGCUACCUUCAACGGGCUGCAUUACGGCGAAUCAAAGCCCCCCAUUUACAAUCUCUCCAACAUCCCCCGCGACCUUCCCCUCUUCCUCAGCUAUGGCGGGCAAGAUGCUCUUUCUGAUGUUAGAGACGUGGAGACUUUGCAGGACGCUCUAAAGUUGCAUGAUCCAGCCAAGAUAAGCGUUCAGUACGUCAAGAACUAUGCUCACGCCGAUUUCAUAAUGGGGGUCACCGCCAAGGACAUCGUCUACAACCAAAUCGUUUCGUUUUUCAGACACCAUUCCUGAUCACUAUCGAUUAUCACCUUCACUCCAAUGUAUUGGCACAAAUUCUAACUUUAAUAAUGAAUCAGAAACAGGGUAAUUAGUUCUAUUUUCAUCUUGUUUCUAGUUAGGAAGAAUGAUCAGUAUAGGAAAAUUAAUAUUCAUUCUAAACAUUAAAGUUCCUUCUAGAGAGCUUAGGAUUUUCAUUCAAGUUUCCCAACCGACUACCAACUUUCUUGGUUCAAUAUUUCCAACCUACUCCGCAAUAUUUCCAAUCCCUGCUUAUCUGGGUUGAUGGUAAUGUUGGUUAGGCGGCAACAAGCCCUUAAAUACGUUAAUUUCAGGAACAAAUACUAAUUAUAUACGAGUGCUAUUGAAUGCAAGUCCACAAACAUUCACCCAACUCUUGUUGCUUCAUAAGCCUGGUUCUUGUGGAUUA